Acipenser ruthenus (sterlet) is the source of this 5133-nucleotide messenger RNA. RefSeq lists its product as uncharacterized. Bases 1864 to 2529 code for a protein of 221 amino acids. The transcript is spliced from 2 exons. The record is from RefSeq and is a predicted model, not a curated record. NCBI's taxonomy places the organism in Eukaryota, Metazoa, Chordata, Actinopteri, Acipenseriformes, Acipenseridae.
UUCGGUAAACCGGAGCUUCGCAACAAGGAUCAAUAGAAUACAAGAGUAGAAAAACUGAGCUCUUUAUUACUUAACUAGACCUUAAUGGAACUUACUUUCACUGCAAAUAAUCAUGAAAAUGGUAGAGUAUUGGUUUACCACCAUUUGAAUUGAAUUUAAGCUGUUGCCCAUGAUUUGCUGGAAGCUGACUGUUUAACUGAUUGAAAAGACAGUGCAGUUUGGUUUAUUGUAUGUGCAGAAGCAGGGCUACAUGUAAGUGUUUCUUAAUAUAAUGACUUUUAAGUUUCAAGGCACACUGUAAUUAAUAUACUGUAAACUAUAAUUUAGUUGAGGGGUAAAAUAUACUUACAAAAAAUACCCCCUUAACCAAAUUGCUGUCAUUUCUUUUGAAGAAGUUCAGUAAAACUUAAAAAAAAAAAAAAAUGCACUUCAUGAUUGUAAAAGAAAUAAUAUGUCUUUAAAUUAAGGCAUAACACAGUAUGCACAAAAAUGUAAGGUUUUUGAUGACAAGCAGCCAUCCCAACUGAAAUACUGUACAAAUGCUGGUUACCCUUCAAAAUACAGGAACUGUAUUACACUGUAGCCACACUGUGCUUAUGCAUUUGUUUAAUUAUUGAAUGCAAUUCCAUGUCAUUACUGUAUGGAGCUCCUUCUUCACAAUGACAUGGUUGUGUGCUAAGUGUAGUAAAUGGCAACUACAAGUACAGUGUACCAAAGAAAUAUUAAUCUAGCUGUAUUUUAAGUGCAUCCUAAAUACAAAACUGUGGUUUACAUGCUGCAGUACACCAAUACUGUAAAUAUAUGUUGUCCUAGUGAGAGAUACAUAGUCAGUUCCUUCUUGGAAAUGGUGAUUUCCAGGUGGGUGACCUAAAAGAGCCUGCCAUGGUCUUUGGGGAUGCUCAGCCUUUGGGAACCCAAUCAGAUUGAUGUCACUCAGUAAAAGACAAAUUCAUGAGGAGAGCUUUACAUCUAGAGCAAGGCACACAGCUAAUGGUCCAAAAAUGGUGAGUACAUUUGACAUAUUUACUGCUGAAUGCAAUAUCUUACUCAAAACUUUGAUUAGCUGGCACCAUUUGAGCUGUAUUAGCAUGUUUUAACACUAGAAUACCACAUCAGAAUGUGAGCUCAUGUGGUUGUACAUGACGUACCUGAGAAAUGCAUUGUUACUUGGGAAUUAACAGGCUUGCAAAAGCUUAGACACUUUUUCAAAGCCUUUACUUCAGUCUGUAAUUCAUUAUUUCCAUGUUAAUGUUAAUUGCUUUUUCAAGCUGAAAUUAUAUGAGUGGAAAGUACAUGUAUUUGCUUUGUCACUCAUUAAAUAGUUUUGUGUUUACCGGGACAGUUCAGGGCAGUGUCUUUAAUAUACACAGUAAUACAUGCAUAGUAUAUUCAGUCUAAAUAUAUCACUACGUAAAGAGGCCUGUUCAAAAUAUGAGCUCCUCAAAAAUGGUAUGAAGCUAUUCUAUCAAAAAACUGAUUAACUAGUUUCCAAAUGCAAAUGGAAAAUGUUUUUCUAUACAAUAUUGGUUUCAUUUCUCUUAUUGCUUAAAAAACAGUGCAUCCUCUUUACUUCAUUAUCUGAUUUACACAUAAUAAUAAUAUGUAUUUUUUUAAAUAGCAAUUGAAACCACUGAAUUGGUGAAAAACCCUUAUACAGGAAUAUAUAGGCCUUUUACAAUACAAUGUAACAUGGCCUAAGAGUGAAUUAACCUAUUUAGUGAAUUAUUGAAUCGGGGAAAAAUUUAGGCAGCUCUGUACAGAUUAAAAGCACAAAACACACUUUAGGCACAAAUGUUCAAAAGCUCAAGGUACUGAAUUCAGAAAGUGUUUCUUUUCUCAGUACGGGUUCAUCAACACACCAAUAUGAUGUCAAGUAAGACCGGGUUCCACGCCUGUACGUCCUGCAGGGCCAACAUCCCUCAGGAAGACAGGCACACCCUCUGUGCGCGUUGCCUGGGUGUCCAACAUGCCACCUUGGCCCUCGAGAGAGAGGUGGCCUGCAGUAUCUGCGUGGCUUUUCAGCCCCGGGUGAAGGAGAACAGGUUGGAGUGGGCCACAAGGGUGAGUUCCGCGUCCUCAGUGGCCGGACCGUUGGUGGCUCUUGGAGCCCCAGAGCCCCUCCUCCAUGAACUGUCCCAGGACCCCCUGCUGGACAUCCCCGGCGCACAGGCCUCCCAUAGCCACUCCCCAUCCCCACAGACGAGAAGGGUGAAGCGGUCUAAACAGGCCAGGGACAUUAUGGACCUCAAGGCAGUCAAGGCCCCGCCGGUGGGAGGCUUAGCCAGAGACCCGGCGUGUCCGAACCCGCAAUGCAGGGUGAUGGAGACGCACCUUAAACGGGUGUACAAAGCGGAGGCACAGGUAACCCGCCUGACGAACACGGCAGGUAUACUGACGGCCUAUAUGGACAGCGUCCUGCGUGAGGCCCCACUCCCUGAGCCGGUGGCCACCGAACUACGCCUCCUGUCCAGCAUGCUGCUACAAAUAUUCCUGCCUUCAAGGACAAGCUCUUGGCUGGAGUCUGGCUAGCCUAGUGGUGGCUCGUAGACAGCUGUGGCUGUCACAAGCCAGAGUUCCUGACGUGCUAGAGUUCCUGCUAGAUGCGCCUAUAUCCCCAGGACAUAUCUUUGGGCCAGCCGUGGAGGAGAUCUUGCAGAGAUUCCACAUGGAACACUAGGUGUCCCGGCAGGUGGUCACGUUGUUCCCUCCCCGCGCUCCCACGUGGGGCAGAUCGAACCGCAGAUGAGUUCCUCAGACGCGGAGUGUCACCUCGACAGUUCCAGUUCCCAUGGCUCCGCUGGGUGACCUAAGGCAUCGCCUACAGGGCACACCAGUAGCUAACAACCAGCCCCUCCCAACAAGCAGGGGAAACGCAGAUCAUGGCCAGUCCACACACCAGAGUCCCAGGAGGUGGUUCCAGGGCCACCACCCUAGGCAGCCGUCCCAGACCGACCCGCCACAACCCUAACAGCCCCAGAAGGGCCCCUGGAGGCUUGUGGCCUGAGACCCCCUUCUCUGCACACCAGCUGUUCUUUUCAUUUGCAGGAUGUGCCUGUUUAACCUGACACUUUCCUGAUUUUUUUUUUUUGUUGUGGUUGCUAUUAAAGGUAUUAUAGAAGCUGUGGCAAAAGACUUCUUCAACAGUGAAGUGAACAUGACCAUCCUGAAUCAAUCCGAGGAGGAGGAGCGCACAGGGCAGAAGGAGCAUGUGGUGUUUCUGGUCACCCAAAAGAAAAACGUGCAGAAAAGAAAAGCAAAGGAAAGAGGAGGAAAAGGCAUGGAUAAACUACGGGACAAAGAGGUUUCUCAAUACUUUAGUUGUUUGGUGAUCUAAUCUGUAGGCCUAGUGUGUGUGUGUGUGUGUGUGUGUGUUUAAGUCUUUUUUAAGACUUACCUGAUGUAUAACUGUAUUAUCAAACUGCAAACCAUUAUAUAUCUUCUCUUUCCACAGUAUCUCCUAUAAAUUGGUUAUACUAUGCGUUUACCACAGUUACCAAGACAAAGCUAUAGAUGAAAUGUUGAUGCUGUUUCCUAGUACCUAAUCAUGUAUUAUAGUUCAAUCUCACUACAAUGAUCUAGCAGCAAACAGACCGCGUGGUCUAAAGCGAAGAUACCAGAAUGCAGCAGUAUUUCAAUAGGAUUGUACUUGAUAUGUACGCAUGUUCUAAAUUACCAUAAAAAUGAGAAAACAGAAGAUUCCCAGCACAAUAAAAGGGGGAUGAUUAUUAUUGCUAGUAAAGCUAAUAGGAGGUAAGACAAUUUACAAUUUACUACUUGUUUCCUGGCUUAUCACAAACACCUAGCCCAUUACGUAAUCUCUACAGUAUAUCACUUUAAAACUCUAUAUCGCGUAAAAUGUAUAUGUACAGUAGUAUUAUUUAAUUGGCAGUUUUUUAUUUGAUUUAGUUUGUGGGAGAGAUUUAACAAAGCAAUCCUUACAUAUUGUGCAAUUCACCUUGUGGUUGACAACCAAAGCAACAAUAUUUUUGUUACCAAAUUGCGAUUUUUAGCUAGCACAUAGAAAAUGCUAUCGUUGGAUUAUUUCUGCUCUACAUGGCCAUUUUGCUAGCCAUGGACUGUCAUUAUUAUUACUGAGUUAAGAGAAAUGUUUCAAAAAGUAAUUUCCAUUCUAUUUGUGUUUCCGUGCAGGAGAGUUCGAAGUGUGUACCAUACUAUUCAGUAACAUUGUGACAUUUACCAACAUAUGUGCAGAUGCAAUGAACCCCAGCAGAAAGAGCAGUAAAGUGGAUUUAUGGCAGAUGAAACAGACGAGGAAAUAGAGCUGUCAAAUGUAGAUGUCUUUGGCAGUGACGCUGAAAACACCAAAAACACACUGCAUAGAGCUGCAUGAUUUCUUUAAGAUUUCUUUAAUGAAAAAGAUACCAGCUGCAUCAAAGAUCGGAAAUAUUUCUGCUAAAGAUUGCUCUACUGAGUACAAGAAUGGGACAUUUCACGUGUAUGUAGACAUUUUUUUACAUGCAUCUGUUUUUAUUUUGUUUGAUCAUUCAUUGAUGGUGAAAAUAGAAUGUCUUUAAAUGGUGGACAUGACAAAACCUAAAUAUUCUACAAUUUAGCAUUGUUGAGAAAAUGAUCGAUUUUGAGUGUGACAACUCUAUUUCUGCUUUAAUAAAUAUAAAGUUUAAUUGUGAAAUAUCUUGAAAUACUUAUAUUUAGACCAUAGAGAGCCGUGAAAUAAGCAAUUUUUACUGUGAAAAAAAAAAAUACAGCCCUAAUUAUAUGCAUAUACACAACAUUUAGAUGUGCCUGUCCACUGUUCUGUAUUGUAUCUGGUCUACCUGUCUGCCUCUAUGCAUUUCACUAUUCUCCAUAACAAGUUUGGGACAAAAUCAAAAAUAUGUAGCUAUAUGUGCUGCUAUAAAGAGACAACAAAACACAUAAAACACAUGUACAUUUUGCUACUUUAAAAAUUGUUACUGGUAGUAUUUAGCAGACCGGAGUUGGAAAAGUAUUUUGGAAAGGUAAAAUAACCAAAAACCCUGUAUAAAUGUCCAUAAAACCUGUGGCUGUGCACACUUCUGAGUACAGAAAAACAAAUUGUCAGUCAGUAUUUAUUUGAUUGCUUUAAUGCUUGCUCUCUUACAACUGCAGACCAUCUGGUAGAGACAGACACAU